AUGGAAGCAGAGACAUUCACACUCGACUCCUCACGCUAUCAUUCAGAUCCAGAAUACAGGCAAUCGGUACAGCAACGCUUCGUCGAGGAGCCACAACAAGUGCCGGUAACCGGUGAGGAUGGGUUCCAUCUGGGCGACUCCGAAGGACCUCACAACAUAAGGCGCUAUUAUAGCGACUACGACUACCGCAAAUACGUGCAAGACUACGUGGCUGGGCACACGCAGGUGACCACCUUUGGACGCUACAAGGAGAUGAAGGAGCAGCUGCUGAGCGAUGCGCGCCGCUUCGAUCAUCUGCCCGUGCCGGGCGCCACCUACUGGUACAUCCAGGAUGCUCAAGGCGGCACCGUGAGGGUUCCUGACUUUACGCAGCGCAUUUAUGCCCAGCAGCUGAACCGGAGGAUUGACGAGCACAACAAGGCCCAGGAUGAAAAAGCUCCGCCGCCUAUGGGGGACGUCUUGCUUGGCUUUGACGUCCUCAAGUUUGCUAAAGGGGAUGCCCACGCCCCCGAGUACACUUUUUUGAUGCAGCAAUUUAACUUCAGGCGUGAGGAGCUUGCGGCUCACUUGGUGCAAUUCAAGUCGGCCUACACUUCAGCCACAGAGCCAGCUGGGCGGACUGGCGCAGUACACGAUGAAGUCCCAUUUGAUAUGGAUCUUCCGGAGAAUCGUGGCGUCCGAAACACUAUCAAACGCAAGCCCGUGGUUGAGCAUCAUCCGCCCGCAAGUCCCUUACCACAGGAUGGCAAUAGUCACGACUCGCCUUUGGCUGCUGUGAAUCCGCUGCUGGGCGUCGACCGCGCAGAUGCGCGCCCUGCGUUUGGCGGUGCUGAUGCACAUCGCCUGGGACUGAAGCGACCUGGGCCAGACGUUCCACGACAUUGGCGAACAGAAGAAGAAGUACGAGCAGAUCCUUACCAUAUUGACCCUGUGGAUCCAAGGACCUUUGCACAAAUCCCAACGGUUCCUGAGUCUCACUUUGUAGAUCCUCUGGGAAUCACUAUCCCCGGGGUUCAGGAGGCCAAGCCAUGCUCACGGUUUCGUCACCCUAUCACUCAAUGGCCCAUGCAUGACUGGCCGGAAUUCACGACGAUGCUGGCAGCUCAUGGCUUAACCUAUGACGAUUUCCGUAUUCUGCGCCGAGGCGUUGUGUACAUCCAGGAGGAGGGCAUACGCGGGAGAAAGCCCUUUGCAAAGUCACUGCACCAGAUGAAGGCGUUUCUGCAAGGCGUGACACAAAACCUCCAGCGUCGUGGCUUGCACCUCGAAGUGGCCGUGGGCAGCGGCAAUGGCCUACCUGCCUGGCAAUACUGGUAUUUGAAUGUUUUCCACGUCUUCGUGGGCGGUAGUCGGCCUCCCCGUCUGGGGGAUAGUCGCCAAGAUCCCGAGGAUCUUGCGCCUCUCUUUCGACAGGUGCCUGGGUUAUCAGCUGAUAAUAAUCUUCUCAUGGCAACAUUACUGGCCGUUGCAAGCCCAGUGACUCCUGGGCUCUAUAGGGUGCGUGGCUUCAAUGCCGGGUUAGAUUUUGCGAAGACGCAACUUGGCCACAUGUAUCAAACGGUGCCGGACGCUCCUCGCGAUGCCAUCAACGAGACGCUCGCUGGCUUGCGUGAGUUUGACAACGGUGGCACCAAUCUGGUGACGCAGCAAGAACUAGUCAAACUACUCCAGCUCGCCGGCGUCCCAAAUGCGCUGCGUGCCAGUUGCCUGGGGCAGCCUCGAAAGACGCUUUUCGAAGAUGGUCCAGAAACGCUUGUCUCGCCCGAGGCUCAAGGUUAUGCCGAUGAGGCUACCUUUAAAAGGCGCCCCAACGGUUGGCUGAUCUACCCAGAGGAGAUUCCCUUCGCGUUGAAUACCGCGGCCCCCGAGUCUCUCAAGCGCCGCGGCAUGACGCAGAUUGACAUGGAUCUCAUCCAAGAGCGCAUGAAUCUCUUCCAGCAAGAGUAUGUAAAGAAAUUCACAAUCAUCUUUUGGCUUACGCUGGGACUAGGAAUGCUUGCCAUUCCGUAUUUACUGAAAAGGAAGAGGAAGGCAAUCACUGCCUAUUUGGACUCAGAGGUCAACCCCGUUUUUGCGGCGCAUGGGAUUUAUGUAUCAGUCGGCAAGGACGAUGACCCGUGCUACCCUGCGUUGACUGUAAUUUUAAGGUGA
This is a messenger RNA of Trichoderma virens Gv29-8, 2151 nucleotides long. RefSeq lists its product as uncharacterized. The coding region runs from base 1 to 2151 and encodes 716 amino acids. The record is from RefSeq and is a predicted model, not a curated record. The transcript is spliced from 2 exons. NCBI's taxonomy places the organism in Eukaryota, Fungi, Ascomycota, Sordariomycetes, Hypocreales, Hypocreaceae.